Molecule: messenger RNA, 2597 nt
Organism: Zootermopsis nevadensis
Lineage: Eukaryota; Metazoa; Arthropoda; Insecta; Blattodea; Termopsidae
Source: RefSeq, a predicted model, not a curated record
UGCCUGUGUGCACUUAAUUCACUUUCACUUUGGGAUGUGCAAAGAUCCUAGUGUAGUGCUGCUCUGAAGAUAUGAUGCUGAGUAUAUAACAGUGCCUGUGUUGGAGUGAUAGGUCCAGUUAGGCAGAAACCACAAUGAAGAUAUCACAUCCUCAUUGUUACAGGAGCAGCAGCCUUUUGGUUAAACUGUCAUUCAUUGCACCAUUGGUACUUCUGCAUGUCUUUUCUGUGGAUGCAAAUCUUGGUGACGAAGGAUUUCUGCCAUGGCCAUUGAAAAUUAUGAAACAUGAUAGAAGUCAGAUUUGUGAAACUGAAGAGUGUAAGGCAGCUGCCACACAGUUACUGCAGAGUCUGAAUAUGAGUGUGGAUCCCUGUGAAGACUUCUAUGAGUUUGCAUGUGGGGGCUGGAUUAAGCAACAUCCUGUGCCUCCAACAGAGUCACACAUGAAUCAGUUUGACCUUGUCGUGGAGAAGGUUGACCUUGAACUAAAAGAAAUUCUUGAAGAGGCAGAUGUUUCAGAUGAACCUUUUCCAGUAAGAGCUGCCAAACAAACCUACCAAGCCUGUAUGGACACAGAUUAUGUGGAGUCAGAAGGUUUGAAACCCCUGUUGGACAUAAUUGAAAAUCUUGGUGAUUGGCCAAUUGCAUCUGAUAUUUGGAAGGAAGAAGAAUUCAACUGGCAAAAAGUUGUUGCAGAAUUGAUUAGGCAUUUUGGCAUCUCCCCACUGGUAUCUCUGGUUGUUUAUUUGGACAGAAAAAAUUCUGCUCAAAAUGUUAUUACGAUUGACCAGUCUUCAUUGGCGUUACCGCGUUCUAUGUUGGUUGACCCACAUACUUACAGAAAACAGUUAGAGGCAUAUCGUCACUGGAUUGUGGGAUCUGCCCUUGAAGUUAUGAAAGCUCAGAAUGUGUCAGUUCCAGCAACAAGGAUCAGUGUAGAUGCAUUUGAAGUAAUUGAAUUUGAGACUGAGUUGGCCCGUGUGAUAACUCCCAGUGAGAAGAGGCGUAAUCCAUACCGAAUGUACAACCCCAUGACAUUUCUGGAACUUCAGAACUUAACUGAUUCUGUUCAGGUGUCAAGUCCUCAUGCCAAGAUACACUGGCAGGACUUCUUUGAAGCUGUGUUCACAGAUGUUGAUGUUACUUUCAACUCCCAGGAGAGGAUUGUGGUUAAAGAGAUUCAGUAUUUGUCAGACCUUGUGACACUGCUUGACAAUACUCCUCGUAGGGUUAUUGCAAACUACAUUCAGUGGUGUCUGGUGAGGACAGUGAGCACAGAGACAACACAGAAAAUGAGGGAAAUUGCAUAUGAUUUUUAUUAUGUAUUCCUCUGUUUGUUUCACAACAGGUGGCGGGAAUGUGUGUGGAUGGCUAGUGGUUCGCUAAGCUUUGCUGUUGGAUAUUCUUAUGUUAAUCAGUUCUUUGACAAUGAGGCUAAGAGAUCAGCUCUUCAGAUGGUGGAGAAUAUUCGCAUGCAGUUUAGUUCUUCUGUAAGUGAUGUUGAUUGGAUGGACCCUAUUACUCGGAAGAUAGCGGAAGAUAAGGCACAAGCUAUGAAGGAGAUGAUUGGUUAUCCUGACUGGUAUGCAAAUAAAUCUGCACUAGAAGUUUAUUAUAAAGGGGUUUCAAUUGGAAGGAGUCAUUUUAGGAAUGUUGUGUCCCUGAGAACAUUUUUGGUACAUCAGAUCCUCUCCAAGCUACGUUUGCCCACUGACCGCACAGAGUGGUUCAUAAGUCCUGAUACUGUUAAUGCAUAUUACAACCAUCAAACUAAUUCAAUAACUUUUCCAGCUGGAAUUCUACAGCCACCCUUCUUUAGUAAAGGGAGGCCAGAGGCACUGAAUUAUGGCAGUAUUGGUGCUAUGAUUGGACAUGAAAUCACGCAUGGAUUUGAUGAUAUAGGCCGCCAUAGUGACAAGUAUGGUAACCUUGCCCAGUGGUGGUCAAAAUCAACCACAGACACUUACCUUGAAAAGGCCCAGUGCUUCAUACACCAGUAUGGCAUGUACAGAGUCCCAGAGCUAGAUGAAAUGUUACAUACAGAAGUGAUGAUGAAUGGUGUUACUACACAAGGUGAAAACAUGGCAGAUAAUGGUGGAAUGAGGCAAGCAUUUCUAGCUUAUAAGAAAUAUGUGGAACACGCUGGAUCUGACAAACGCCUGCCAGGCUUACAUCAGUUUUCACCUGAGCAGCUGUUCUUCCUUGGAUUUGCAACUGUAUGGUGUGAAUCAUCCACCAAGGAAUCCCUACUCCAAGAAGUUCUGACAGAUUCCCACAGUCCACACAGACUUCGAGUGCAGGGAACUUUGGCUAAUUCUCAGGAUUUUGCUCAUGCCUGGAAUUGUCACACUGGAUCACCAAUGAACCCUCAGGAUAAGUGCUUGAUAUGGUAAAAGUUAUGUGAGCGGAGACACAUAUAACUUUCUAAAUAUGAUCCUAACAACAUGGUUACAGCAUUUUAUGAAACUGACAUAUUGUUUCUUGAAACAAUUUUCAUUUGUAAAAGUAAAAGGGUGUGAUUUAAUGUGGACUGUAACAUUAGUGCCCUAAGUACUAUGACCUUUAAGGAAUUAAAUAUAUUAUUCUAUUAUCAUUAU